UGCACCGUCCCCCUCAAUCUCAUCAAUCUCAGCGUCUAUUUCUGGCAUCCUCUUGCAUGGUCUCUGUUUUCUUUCCUCUGCAUGGCGUCCCUCUUCCUUUCCGUUGUCAGCCUCCAACAAAUGUCACAGUUACCGUCUACAUGAACUGAGCAAUCCGAUAUCACCUCCUCCGUCCGGCUGUCCUUCGCCCCACACUCUGUGCCAGAGCCGCCAACAUGGUACAGGCUCCCAUGUUAUCCAGUCCACUCAAGACAACCUCCGAAGUGGACUGGAUCACUCCUCUCAAGUCCUACAUCCGCACCACCUAUGGCGAUGACCCUGAAAAGUACUCGGAAGAGACAAACACCUUGAACCGUCUGCGGCAAGACAUGAGAGGCGCAGGCGCCGACAGUGCCAGCGGUCGCGAUCUCCUCUACAGAUACUACGGUCAACUUGAACUUCUCGAUCUGAGAUUCCCCGUUGACGAAAAUCAUAUCAAAAUCUCCUUCACGUGGUUUGAUGCCUUUACCAAACAGCCCACCUCUCAAUAUUCCCUCGCCUUUGAAAAGGCCUCGGUCAUCUUCAACAUCGCUGCCGUCCUGAGUUGUUACGCCGCCGUACAGAACCGUGGGGAAGACAAAGACCUCAAGACCGCAUAUCACUCCUUCCAGGCUUCUGCCGGCAUGUUCACCUACAUCAACGAGAACUUCCUCCACGCGCCUUCCACCGACCUCAGUCGAGAUUCGGUCAAGAUAUUGAUCAACGUAACCCUAGCACAAGCCCAGGAAAUCUUCCUCGAAAAGCAAGUCCGCGAUGGAAAGAAACCUGCACUCAUGGCAAAGCUUGCUGCCCAGGCCGCCAUGUUGUACGGUCAGGCCAGGGAAGAGCUGGAAUCCGAACAUGCACGUGGCGUAUUUGACUCCGCCUGGUUGAAACUCGUCCAGAUCAAGGCACUACACUUCUCUUCCCUCGCCGACUACUACCAAUCACUGGCCGAUGAAGAGCAGAAUCACCAAGGGAUUGCUAUUGCCCGCCUCCAAACGGCCGAAAAGGCCAGUAAGCAGGCAUUCACUUACGCCAAGGCAUUCCCAGGCACCCCUUCACCUUCUUCCAACUUGGGUUCAGACACAGCUUCUACCAUGCAAGCCGCCACCAAAAGACACUGGGAGACUGUUCAAGAGAAGCUCACUGCCUUGGUCAAGGACAAUGAUUUCAUCUACCACCAGACCGUCCCCGUCGAAGCAUCCCUGGCCGCCGUCGGCAAAGUUGCUGCUGCAAAGGCCAUUCCCCUAUCUGAAUUGUACCAAGGCCAGGACAUCCAAAGAAUAAUCGGACCUGAUAUUUUCCAGAAAAUCGUUCCCAUAUCCGUGACCGAGACGGCCAGCAUGUAUGACGAAGAAAAGGCAAAGUUGAUCAGGUCAGAAGCGGAAAAGGUCGAACAAGCCAACGGUGAAAUGGCUGCUAGUCUGGACUACUUGAAGUUACCGAGCAGCCUUAAUGUUUUGAAGGGUGGUGCGGAUUCGGACUUUAGUAUUGACAAGGAGUUUGAGAGAUGGUGCCACGAGGUCGCCCAAGGCCAACCUUUUAACCCUGCUUUUGAUCGAUUGCAACGCGAGAAGCAAGCCGUGGUCGAUAGCCUAGCGAGGAGUUCCAAGCAGCUCGACAUGGAAGAAAGUGUGUGUGAAAAGAUGAGAUCGAAAUAUGGUUCAGACUGGACUCAACAACCCAGCUCGAGACUGACCUCAACUCUCAGAACCGAUGUCAAAAGUUACCGUGAUACAAUCGACGAGGCUGCCGCAAGUGAUAUGCAGCUCUUUGCAACCGCACGACAGUAUGAAGCUGAUUUCGAGGAAAUGAGGAGUGCCUCCGAGUCCGGCGAGGUUGAUGUCUUCUAUCAACAAGCGUUGAUCAAAGUUGGAUCAGGAUCCAAGGCCAAGGCUAAGACCGAAGGCUCACUACUUGACGAAGACUAUGAUGAGGGUGGUCUUUCUGUUGCCGAACAGAUUGCCAGAGUUGAGGAGCUCUUGAAGAAACUCAAUCUGGUCAAGAGAGAGAGAAUGCAAGUGCUGAAGGACCUGAAGGAGAAGGUCCAUACUGACGACAUUUCCAAUGUGUUAAUUUUGAACAAGAAAUCCAUCGCCAACCAAGAAGCACAAUUGUUUCAGGCCGAGCUGGAGAAAUUCCGGUCUCACCAAAAUCGACUCAUCUCCACCGUCCACAAGCAAUCAUCGCUCCUCAAAGAAUUGACCAAGACCUAUGGAGAUUUGUUGCAGGACAAACGAGUCAGAGCGGACCAGCAGCGGUACGACUCGGUCCAGAAGGGGAGGAAUGGGGUGUUGAACCGAUACAAACGGGUUCAUAAUGCCUUUGAGGAUUUGACGCAGGGCUUGUCACGAGCUCAAGGUUUCUACAACGAGAUGAAAGAGAGCGUGGACAGCCUGGAAAAGAAUGUCGAAUCAUUUGUUAGCAAUCGACGGGCAGAAGGGGCCCAACUCUUACACCAGAUCGAGCAAACGAAAAACAACGCGGCGGGAGGUCAGGCAGCGGCUGAACAAAAGAGAAUGCAAGACUUGAUGAAACGACUAUCCAUGGAACCCAAAGCCGCGUCUCCCUCACAGCCAGAAGCUCCGCCCCUUCCUCCGUUGCCGAUGAAACCCUCUCGGUCUCCAGCCCCUUUGUCCCCUUCCUAUCCUACCACCAACGCCGACCCUCGCUUCACAAUUCCUCCGCGACAUUCACCAGCGCCUGUUGUGCCAAAUGGAUAUUCGGGGAACUUGCAAUCAACCUCACAGCCCGCUGGAGCUUCUCCAAUCGAUUCCCAGCAUGCCUUUGCUCAAGGUGCUGCAACGCCCCUGUCUACUGGCUAUAAUCCCAUGGCGUACCCGGAGCGGUCAAUCACGUCUCCGAACCAACAGCCACCCCAAUCUCAACCCGUGUCCCAGGCGUAUGGCUUUUCACCCGUCACCUCACCUCCUCCAUCUACACAUAACCCUUACUUUCCGCCUCAGCACCAGCCGCCAUAUCAGCAACAAACUCCGUCCCACGCCCCUUUAACAUUCACUGCACCAAGUCAGUCAUAUCCACCACAUGCUCAGUAUGGCUAUCCCGCUCACCAACCACAACCACAACAUCAGCCCUACGCAUCCCACUCACCACAUCCUCAACCACAGCAACACCAACAUGCUCCUUAUCAGGGUUACCCUACCGCAACGUCGCCGCCUUACGGAUUCCCUCAAAACUAUGUGCCGCCGCCGCCGCCCCCUGGUCCACCUGGUGGAGGAUCUACGACUCAAUAUCCGGCUAAUCCUACAGGUGUUUGGGCAAGCGGACCCGGCGGCUACGCGAGCUAUACGGCACCGGGAAGAUUUGGGGCCGGUGCUGGUCCGACACAGCCAGGACAGCAGCAGAGCGGUGGAAGUGGAGGAACAGGGGAGACGGACCCAUGGGCCGGUCUAAGUGCGUGGAAAUAACCGGGGAGGUAAGCAAUGGCGUUGAGAGCACAGAGAGACGGAACCGGAAAGUCUGCGCAGGCUUGUGAAGCUCGGCGUCAGGCCGAGUGGAGGUGAUAUGUAUUGAGAUAAGCAGAGUGGAAUACAUUUCCAGGGGUGGUUUGAUUUAUAUGACCGAAUCGACUUGUCAAGGAGUGCCAGGGGCAUUAUGAGGGCUGUGGAGGUGGAUUGAACCACGAUUGUACUAGGUAGAAGGCUUGAGGAUAGUCAACUUGGUCGGCGACAGGUCAUGACAGUAAGUAGAAUGGCUAUGUGAUGAAACAGAAUAUAAGCAAGGAAACUCAGGCAAACCACAGACUAGGGACUGAGAGCGCAAAAUGCUUGUAGGCAUGGUGAUAAGUACCUAG
Molecule: messenger RNA, 3835 nt
Organism: Exophiala mesophila
Lineage: Eukaryota; Fungi; Ascomycota; Eurotiomycetes; Chaetothyriales; Herpotrichiellaceae
Exons: 1
Coding region: 216-3449 (1077 amino acids)
Biological process (GO): protein transport to vacuole involved in ubiquitin-dependent protein catabolic process via the multivesicular body sorting pathway
Cellular component (GO): endosome
Molecular function (GO): protein binding
Source: RefSeq, a predicted model, not a curated record